Torulaspora globosa is the source of this 1842-nucleotide messenger RNA. It is a transcript of the gene GPI1, whose product is annotated as phosphatidylinositol N-acetylglucosaminyltransferase. The record is from RefSeq and is a predicted model, not a curated record. Gene Ontology annotation, cellular component: membrane; endoplasmic reticulum. Gene Ontology annotation, biological process: GPI anchor biosynthetic process. The transcript has a single exon. NCBI's taxonomy places the organism in Eukaryota, Fungi, Ascomycota, Saccharomycetes, Saccharomycetales, Saccharomycetaceae. The coding region runs from base 1 to 1842 and encodes 613 amino acids.
AUGGCUGGCUACGUAUUUUGGCCACAGCACCUGAGUAGGAGAAAAUACGAUGGCAAUGGUUGUGAUGGCUUGGAGGCUGUCGCUAUCAAGCUGAGAGGAACUGAUUGGAUGGUUGUCGACAUUGUUCCGAGUAGGAACUUGGAUGGAACUGAACUGGCAAUGCCUUAUUUCAUAAUUGCUCACAAACAGGCGGCAGAGGUGGAAUGGCAGUUUGAAGAUGAGUUCUGCUCUGUGAUAGAGUUUAAGGCACCUAACCAGCGACUUCUGCAAUUCUUCUCGUUGGACCCGAUAUCGCUGAGCUUGCCGGAGAAAGAGGUGGAAACUGGAAAUGGAGUUUUGGUGAAUAAAAAUGUUACGAAAUUGUGGGAGCAUCCGAGAUAUCAAGCUCAUGACAGAAGACUACGACAGACUCUAAGUCUCUUGAACUUGUUCCGAACACACGAGACAGCCUUCCAUGAAAAGUAUCCACACAUUGGCCGGCAAGCAGAAGAUCUGUCGACAAGAGUGCUGAAUCUGAUAAGAGUGCAGUACAAGGAAUCAGCAGUGUGGCGGACACUAUGUCUCUUGGGACUUUAUUUGACUGUCAUUGUUUGUCAGUUUUCCCUUUACACCUACAAUGCUCUAAACUGGCGGCGUAUGAAGCUUGUCGCGUUCUCUGCCAUGGCACAACAGAUCGAUUUACGUUGUCAGCAGACGUGCUAUUUUCCGGUGCAGUACUUGCGAAUCAAUAUGAACAUGUCAUUAAGAAAAGCGCUUCCACGCUUUAGGACGUAUUCCGAAGCGUCUGCAACCCUCAGGAAAGAUCUGCCGUCGAAUUACUAUCCUGAUUAUAUCCGUUUUUACAACACAGUGUGGCUCUUUCUGAAUGAUAUCUCCUUCGGGCUGAUAUUCGCCGCAUUUCUGUUUGAAUGGAGUGAAAGGCUGACGCGAUUGUUGAGUAAGAUCAUCGACUUCUUUCUCUAUGACAUGUUAAAAACUGUGACUUCGUCUCUGGCUAACAACCCUUUGGGCAUAAAGCUGAAUGAAGAACUGGCGAGAUUUCUGAGCGACCUCUUCCUUUGGAUCAUAGAGUUUUCUCAUGCAAAUCUCAUCCAGCCCCUGGUGAAACCUGAUAACUUGAGCAUGUUCCUACGGCUAGUCGGUAAUUUGGGAUGUUGUUUUGGAGGAGCAUUCGCUUUCUCAGUGAUUCUUGAUUUCUUUUCCAUCCUGACUCUUCAUAUCUAUGUCUUCUAUCACAUCAGUGGCAAGAUAUAUCAUUGGCAACUCCAGAUAAUGAAGAGCUUAUUCCAUUUGUUUUGCGGCAAGAAGAGGAACGUACUGCGAAACAGAGUUGACAACAACGUCUUCGAGCUCGACGAGUUACUGCUCGGCACGCUAUUCUUCAUCAUCCUCGUUUUUUUGGCACCUACAGUGCUAGCAUUCUACUAUUCAUUUACGGCAUUUCGGUUGACCACGAUUUUUAUCCAGAUCGGACUGGAAUCGGUAAUUGCGCUGCUUAACCAUUUCCCUUUGUUUGCUCUGCUGCUAAGGUUAAAGGACCCAAGGCGGAUUCCUGGCGGCAUUUCAAUUGAGCAGACCGAUGGCUCCUCAAGGCUUGAAUUAAAGAACAGGCCUCUCAGCGUUGGUUCCAUGUUCAGCCCGUAUCUCGCAUUGAUUCACCAAAUGAAAGAUACCUAUCUCUCAGCAAGGACCUUCAAACAAGUCCUACUGGGAGAACCCCUUGCCAUGCAUAGAAACAAUCUUUACCAGCUAUUGUACUCUUCGUUACCUUCGAAGCCCAUCAAAAUCGCCACCAUUUAUGACAAGCUUUCGGCACUUGUGUCGAGCAGUAAAGAUCUUUGA